AUUUCCCCACCGUCAAUUGUGCUCGUUAAAACGUUGAUGAUACGCCAUCCGUGACUAGUCCGGUGUGACUAUUUCGCCCUGGCCGCCGCAUUGUCUUUGUUUAAUCCUUUUUCCACCCGGUUUAUCCCAUGAGCUGACACAGUCCCUAUAUGUUUGGCCUCGUGGGAGAUAAGUCCCGUUACUCAUCCUCGUACCUCUUCCGAAUCCACUUGGAACCCGUCGAGUCGUUUCCCAAGCUACCCUCAGCCCAGCGUGUUGGUGCCGGCCCGAGUGUCACUUCGGAGUCGAGUCUGUACACUGCAGACCAUUGAUAAAGUGUUGCAUCUCCUUCUGUGCCCUCCGAAUGCUCUCCAACAUCUCAAGAUAUCCAAAGUCGAGGCCAAAAAACCUCUUCAACCUCGUCCACUCUGCAACCAUGUCCACCUCCGCGCCCCUCGAGGCACCUGUCGCCCAAACGGUUGGUAAUCUGACAUCAGUCACCAAUCCCCAGACUGCCCAUACCCAUCGACCCAAGUACACUCACGCAACCGCUCACGUCCCCAAUCGGGCGGCUCACUUUGACACCUCUCUGUCGGUCCCCGUGCGGAAGUACCUCCAGACGUACGGCCUCACUCCUCCUCGAGCAGAGAGUUACGAAAUCCAGAAGAAGAGAUGUUUGGCACAGUUGGCUCUGAAGCCCACAGAUCUUGAGAGGUUUCUCUACCUGAGCACCAUCAGGCACAACAAUGUCCAUUUGUUCUACCGCUUGUUGACCGACCACUUCACCGAGUUGACUCCUUUGGUCUACACUCCCACCGUUGGAGAAGCCUGUCAAAAAUGGUCACAAAUCUAUCAACAAGCCGAGGGCAUGUAUCUCAGCUUCGAGGAUCGAGGCCAUCUUUCGGCUAUCAUCCAAAAUUGGCCUCAAUCCAACGUGGAGAUCACCGUCAUCACUGACGGUUCCCGCAUCCUCGGCCUGGGUGACUUGGGAGUGGGUGGCAUGGGCAUUCCGAUUGGAAAGCUUGCUUUGUACACUGGCUGUGCAGGUAUCAGACCGGAGGGCACUCUACCCUUGACCGUCGACCUGGGCACCAGCAACAAGGAACUGCAGGAAGAUCCGUUGUACAUGGGCAGCCGGAGAGGCAAGGUCACGCCCGAGGAGGAGCAGGAGUUCCUCGAUGAGCUGAUGGCGGCGCUGAAAGAGCGUUGGCCCGAUAUCGUCAUCCAGUUUGAAGACUGGAAGAACCCGUUCCCCUCUCUCGAGCGCUACCGCCAGGACUACGCCAUGUUCAACGACGACAUCCAAGGUACUGGCGCUGUCAUCAUGGGAGGCAUGAUCGGUGCCAUCAAGGAGUCUGGCGUUUCGCCCAAAGAUCACCGUGCGGUCUUCUUGGGCUCAGGCUCAGCCGGCGUUGGCGUCGCCAAGCAGAUCGUGGACUACUUCAUGCACGAAGGACUGACCGAGGACGAGGCCAAAUCCUGUUUCUGGCUUGUCGACAGCAAAGGCCUCGUGACGCAAGACCGAGGUGACAAGCUCGCUGAACACAAGAUCUACUUCUCACGAACGGACAACAACGGCCAGCAGUUCAAGACCUUGGAUGACGUUCUCGAAUAUGUUAAGCCCACCAUCAUCAUGGGUCUCAGCACGAUCGGAGGCGCAUUCACUCCUGAGAUCCUGCAGAAGAUGGCCAAGUGGAACGAGAGGCCGAUCAUCUUCCCACUGUCAAACCCGUCUUCCAAGUCGGAAUGCACUUUUGAGGAGGCAAUCACCCACACCGACGGCCGAGCGCUGUUUGCUUCCGGCUCUCCUUUCCAUCCCGUCAUGCACAAAGGCAAGAUGUAUCAUGGCGGUCAGGGAAACAACAUGUAUGUGUUCCCCGGCAUUGGCCUCGGGACCAUCCUGUCCAAGGCCGUCCAAGUCACGUCCAACAUGAUCUAUGCUUCUGGCGAAGCCUUGCCGACCAUGAUCACCGAGGAGGAGAAAGAGAAGGCCCUGAUGUACCCUUCAAUUUCACGCAUUCGGGAUGUGAGUGCUCGUGUCGCGCUGUACGUCAUCCGGGCGGCGCAGAAAGACAAUGUGGACCGCCUGCACCAUCUGCGCGAUAUGAGCGACAGCCAGUUGGAAGCAUGGAUCAAGGAGAAGAUGUACGAUCCCCACAAGGAGACUCAAGAGCUGGAGGAUGAAGUCCGCGGCCUCGUCCAAGAUUUCAUGACCUCGCCGAAGCUGUGAGCGACAGGUGGGUGGGUUUAGGUUUGGUAUUUAGCGAACUUGCGGUACUGUGUGACAUUUUUGUGCUGUAUGUCUGUUUCACCAAGGUGUAUGUCAUAUGCGAGGUGUAUGUGGACGGACUUGGGGCUGCCGACGGUACUAUGUACCAGGAACUGCGUUGCGGGAAAGGGAUCUGCACCCUCAGGCUUCGUGCAAAGCCAAAGCCGGGGCCAAUCUUAGGUAGAAUAUUCGAAGGCGACGAGACUUCUUCCGGCCAAUUGCCAAACAAAACAAUGGCACUUAUUAUUCAA
This is a messenger RNA of Cladophialophora immunda, 2499 nucleotides long. RefSeq lists its product as uncharacterized. The coding region runs from base 344 to 2209 and encodes 621 amino acids. Gene Ontology annotation, cellular component: mitochondrion. The transcript has a single exon. Gene Ontology annotation, molecular function: malate dehydrogenase (decarboxylating) (NAD+) activity; NAD binding. The record is from RefSeq and is a predicted model, not a curated record. NCBI's taxonomy places the organism in Eukaryota, Fungi, Ascomycota, Eurotiomycetes, Chaetothyriales, Herpotrichiellaceae. Gene Ontology annotation, biological process: malate metabolic process; pyruvate metabolic process.